Salvia splendens (bonfire salvia) is the source of this 590-nucleotide messenger RNA. RefSeq names its product transcription factor bHLH168. The transcript is spliced from 2 exons. Bases 88 to 438 code for a protein of 116 amino acids. The record is from RefSeq and is a predicted model, not a curated record. NCBI's taxonomy places the organism in Eukaryota, Viridiplantae, Streptophyta, Magnoliopsida, Lamiales, Lamiaceae.
ACAAAUACUAUACUAUACAAUAUACAUAUGUAGGAAUUGUUGUCACAUCCAGAUCAGAUAGAUGAAGCAUCUGCUUACAUCAAGAACAUGAAACAGAGACUUGAAGUACUGAAUGGAAGAAAGGCACUGCUCAUAACUUCCUACGUAACAAGAACUGGUGAUGGCGGAGCCGGGCACAAGUAUCCGAUUGUGACAGUGAAGGAGUUAGGUUUUGGUGUAGAGGUGAUGUUGAUUAGUGGCCUAAACAAGAAUUUCAUGCUAAGCCAAGUAAUUAGCGUAAUCGAACAAGAAGCAGCUCAAGUUCUCAGCAUUAACAUGUCCAGUGUUGGCGAAAGCAUCAUCCACACUAUCCAUGCUCAGGUUAAAAUUUAUAGGGUUGGGGUGGACACCUCAAGAAUAAGUGAUCGGAUACAUGAGAUCAUUUCCUCAAACUUGUGAAAUUUCUUGUUGGAAUAUUAUAUAUAUAUAUAAAGUUCUACAAUAAGGCCAUGGUAAGUGAUAAUAAGAGUACAAGGAGCUCAACCUUAAUUUCUCUUCCAAGUUUGUUCCUCAACAUUUGUCUUAGAAUAGAGAAAUGCAGGAUACUGUUA